Molecule: messenger RNA, 5550 nt
Organism: Trichophyton verrucosum HKI 0517
Lineage: Eukaryota; Fungi; Ascomycota; Eurotiomycetes; Onygenales; Arthrodermataceae
Product: proteasome component (Ecm29), putative
Exons: 4
Coding region: 1-5550 (1849 amino acids)
Biological process (GO): proteasome assembly
Cellular component (GO): cytoplasm; nucleus
Molecular function (GO): molecular adaptor activity
Source: RefSeq, a predicted model, not a curated record
AUGGUUGAAAGCACAGAAGAGAGGGAGCUUUCACUUGUAUCCAAGUUGGAACUACGUGUUGCUCUUGCAGACUCAGAUUCAAAACUACAAUCUCUUCUUCAUACAUACCUUGCACCAUUACUACUGAAACUUGCAUCUGAGAAUGCCUCUGUCCGAAACAAGGUUGUGUCUCUAUGCCAGCACAUAAAUACCAGGGUUCAAUCUCAGUCCAUCGCUCUUCCGGCUGAGGCCUUACUGAAGCAAUUCAAGGAGACCGAUAAUUCCCUUGUCAGACACUUCGAUCUGAUCUACAUCCGACAUGGACUUAAUCGAAUGGGCCCUACAAGUCUAACUCUUUUACCGUCAUUGCUUCAUGGAAUAUCCCAGUUCAAUGGUUCUGAAGCUCAAGCUUCUAUUCUGUUUAACUUGAUACUGAAGCUACUACCCCUUAUAAAGCUACCACCUAAGGGAAGCAGUGAUGAUUUAGACUUAGGAAAAAGCAUGAAGCUUCUCCCGGGAGACAGCACAUAUCUCUCAUCCUGGUUUGGAAAAUUACUUCUUCUGACACCCACAAUAGAGGCUUGCCCAGGCUUAUCUAUAGCAGAAACAAGAUUUUUAAGUCGUCAGUCUUCAGAUGGUCUAACUUGGGAUCCAACAGCUCCCGGGGGCUUAAAUAUCCUAGACACAAAAGUGGCCGCUUUAAAAUUUCUAAGCAGCGGUGUUUUCGAUGACUCUGACCGGUUCAUUCCUGCAUUGAUUGCAACUGCGGAUCCCAAUGCACGAGUCUCGGACAUUGGAGAUGACAUACUGAAACGAUUUCGCCCAGAUUUGGAGUCUGAUCAUGUAGUUGAUCUGCUAUACUCCCUUUAUCUAGGCUCGACAGAGGCUGGCGGUGCUUUACCUGCCCGCCCUGCAUUGAAAAUGAAAAUUCUUCACUUUCUGAGUAAAUCGGUUCAGGCAACUACCAAAACCCAGCAUAUCAUUCGAAUCCUUAAUGAUGCCCUUACCUCCGACAGUUUUGGUGGAGCCAGAGGGCUAGAAGUCUCCAAACUACGACAACAAAUAUUUUCUUUUGUCACCUGGUUGACGAGGAUGGGGGCACCUUCAGACUUAAAUUUGGUUGCGCCAAACAUAAUCAAAGCCCUGAGGGAAAUGGUCGAGGGUCAAGGCUGGCCAACCACCAGCCAGCCAUUAAAACCAGCCGAAUUUAGCUCUAGGAGCCUCGCUUAUGAGUCUAUAGGGCUGCUUGCCCCGAAGAUCGAUCCAUCUCUAACUAGAGAAAACGAAAACCCUAUUGAUAUUGACUUGCUAGAGUGGAUGUUUACUUCCCUAGGCUGUGACACCUCUGGCCCUCAGAUUUUUGUCAGCAUCGAUGAGGCCCUUGGUGGAGUUCUUAACUCUAUAACCAAAAACUUGGAUCAGAACUCAAUAGAUCAGAUUCGCCCUAUUUUAACUAGGUUUGCCACUAUUGAACCCGGAUCUAGAGAUGAAAAAACCGGGUUCAACAUUGUGAGGAGCACACGGUUUGCUGCUGUCCGUUUUUCCAACCGUUGUAUGCCAUACAAUGACAUUUGUGGCAGAUCUAUUGAUCUACUGGCCAUUGCUGGCGGGCAAGAUGGCGGACUUGAAAUUGCAGAAGAGGGGGGGAAAGGACUCGAUCCUUACUGGUAUCGCAUGUUAAAUCCAUGUGAUAACAUAGCAGCUCCAGUCACUGAGGGUAGACGAUAUGUCUUUCCGCGAUUCAAGGAAUUAGCGAAGUAUCUGUUUGAGGAAGAUAAUGAAGAAAAUGAUGUUCUCCGACAAGCUCUUUGGUCAAUCUUCACUUCUGAGAAGUACACCAUUGUUUACGAAACUGCUAUCACAUAUCUUCGAAAUUUACUGCUUUGUGAAGCUCUAGUGAAUACCGAUGCGAUUCAGGACAUAGAGCACAAUUGGGAGCAGCGUCUCGACAAUGUUCUUUCGAACGACGAGGAUGCUCGAGCUUCCAUUAAGGUAUAUCUUGCCGAAUGUGAUGAUGUUCUUCCAUUGCUCCUGAAUGCUUGCCUAAAGGGGCUGUUCUUAAACUCUGGGCAAUCCGCUGGCCGGUCAGCCACUCAUUUCAUUGAAAUUGCCUCUCUCACCUCCAACAAACUCCUUCAACCUCUAGUGAAACACAGUCAGGCCCUAAUCGACACCUUACUCAAGGGAGCAUCUCCUCAACAAGAAACGGCUGCUCAAGCCUUCGGCAUCUUGAUAAGCCACCCCAGCUGUCCUCAGGCACAUAGGGGUCAAGCAUGGGAGGCUUUGUCCCCCCAUGCUACUAGUUGGCAGACCGCUAUCGGUACUGCAGUAUACAAGACUCGUGGAGCCCUACUAGGCCAAGCAUACAUGCUCUCCCGGCUACGAAUUCGCGGCGCUCAGCUUCAAGAGCUGCAUGAAAAAUCACAAAAGUGCUUAGAUACAGCACUCGAUAUAUUGAAAGGCUCCCGAGAUUCUGCACUUAGGAAAGCAGCUUAUGAUAUCAUUGGACAGCUCAGCCUUUCAUCUGCCAUUACUCUAGAUAACAUCCAGGGUGAUAAGUGGGAGGCGAUUAUCGAAUCUAUCUCCACCGAUGCUAAAAAGCACAGUGAACCAGCGAUAACUGCUCUUGGACGCUUGUCUCUAAUUAUCCCAAAAGACGAUACCGGAUCUACCAAGGUAGACCAGCUGCUCAGUUUGCUUCAUUCUCUACACGAAGUGAAAGUGAUAGAAGUACAGUUCGCCAUCGGCGAAGCCCUUAGUAUAGUGGCAGAAGGCUGGAAAUCGACUUCCCUAACAUCCUCUCUAGAUGUAGAUGUCGAGAAGCCUUCUUCGAACAUUCCCUCCCACGUGCUCUCUAAGAUCCUUGAAAAGGUCAUGGAGGAUUGUAAAGCAUCCAAACCGUCAUUGAGAAAAGCGUCAGUCAUAUGGCUUCUCUGCCUUAUACAAUAUUGUGGUCGAAAUGAGGAAAUCCAGUCCCGCCUCUGGAAAUGCCAGCAAACGUUUAUCUGGCUGCUUUCUGAUAAGGAUGAAACCGUUCAAGAGUCGUCUUCAAGAGGCUUAUCACUGGUGUACGAACUGGGAAGCCAAAACCUCAAAGAUGACUUAGUUCGUGAUCUUGUGCGAUCUUUCACCGCUGACAGCUCUAACAUGGGGGGUGGGAAGAUAUCUGAAGAAACGGAAUUGUUUGAGCCGGGAGCCCUACCCACUGGUGACGGUUCAAUUACCACCUAUAAAGACAUUGUGGGCCUUGCAUUUGAAGUCGGCGAUCCGAGCCUGGUCUAUCGCUUCAUGUCACUAGCUUCUAAUAGCGCUAUAUGGUCGAGUCGUGCCGCCUUCGGCCGUUUUGGUCUCAGCAAUGUGCUGUCCGACUCCAGUGAAAACGGAUAUCUUUCUCAAAACCCAAAGCUAUACCCAAAAUUAUAUAGAUACAGAUUUGAUCCGAAUCCCAAUGUACAAAGGUCAAUGAAUGAUAUAUGGAAUGCCCUCGUUAAAGAUCCAAAUGCAGUCAUUGACGCCAACUUUGACGCAAUUAUGGAAGAUCUCCUACGAAGUGUCGUGGAUGGGAAACAAUGGCGGGUGAGGCAGGCUGCCUGUGCCGGUAUUGCCUCCUUACUUCAGGGUUGCCAAAUCGAAAAGUAUGAUAAGUUCUUGAGCGAAAUCCUCACAAAAUCGUUCAAAGUUCUUGAUGAUAUCAAGUCAACCGUACGGCAGGCGGCAAUGUCAUUAUGUCAAACCCUUAGUGAGAUUGUUUUACGUGCCAUGGAGAGUGGUGACACCUCGUCAAAACUCAUGCUAAAGCAUAUUAUCCCAUUCCUGCUUGGACGUGAAGGUAUUGAGUCCAGCGUCGAAGGGGUCCAGAAAUAUUCAAUCAUGACCAUCACGAAGAUCGUCAAGAAAGCGCCAGGACCAUUGAUUAGGCCUUUUGCAGCUCUUAUUUUGGAGCGACUUCUCACAUCGCUCACAUCAAUAGAGCCCCAGGCCGUUAAUUAUGUCCACCUGAAUGCUGAUAAAUAUGGAUUAACGGGCCAGGCUAUUGACAAAAUGAGGUUAACGGCUAUCCGGAGCUCACCCAUGAUGGAAUGUAUCGAGCUUCAUCUCCUCGAUUCCCUUGACGAUGAGAGUAUGGCUGAAGUGGUUCCUGCUUUAGAGGCUUCGAUACGCUCUGCAAUAGGCCUCCCGUCGAAAGUGGGCUGCAGCAGAGUCUUAGUAAUUCUCAGUUCUAAGCAAGUACUAUUUAAGCCCUACGCAGCUCGGUUUAUCCGUAUUUUGAGGAAACUGGUGUUAGACAGGAAUGAAACUGUUAGCGCAUCCUACAGUUCUACUAUCGGUUACCUUACUCGCUUGGCUAGCAAUGAAGAUGUCCUGGAUACCAUCAAGUUUGCAAAAUCACUCUAUUUCGAAUCGGAAGAUACAGCACACCGCAUUGUUGCUGGUGAAAUCAUGAAUUCCAUGUCCAAAUUGGCGAACGAUAGAGUUCAAGCAGUUGCAGCGGCCUUCUUACCCUUUAUAUUCCUCGGAAUGCACGAUACUACAGAUGAGGUUAAGGAAUUCUUUACCAAGACAUGGAAUGAUAAUGUGAGCAGCUCUAGAGUUAUUUCAUUGUACCUUGAUGAAAUACUCGACCUUGUUUCAACAAAGUUGGACUCCCCCCAAUGGCCAAUCAAGCACGCAUCUGCGCUUACUGUCGCCAAAGCAGUCCUUUCCAUUGACAAGAAUAUGGAUAUUCCGACGGCGAGAUCUCUCUGGCCACACCUUGAGAAGGCACUUGAAGGGAAAACUUGGGACGGGAAAGACAAAGUUCUGGAGGCCUUUGUUAAGUUUUCGAGUCUUUCCAAGGAGUUCUUGAAGGAGCAAAGUGACAUCAAGGAUCGCAUGAAGACCAUUGUCAUCCGAGAGGCCAAACGGAAGAAUGUUGACUACAGACCUCAUGGACUAAAAGGGCUUGGGCAAUUUGCUAGGAAUUUAGAGGAUCUUGAUAUGACGAAAGAAACCCUGGCUAUAGUAUCCCCUGUUUUUGAGGAGAUGGUCGAAGAAGUAAAAGGUGAUAAGAUGGAUAUCGAUUCGAAAGACAGCAGAGUACCAAACAUUGAAGACAAAACAUUUAUUGCAGGGAUAGAGUGUCUGUAUAAUGUUGCAAACCCCAACAUUUCAUCGUCAGUUCUCGGUCAUUAUCUUGCUGGUAUGUCAUCCGUAAUCAAGCCGGUAAUUACACAUUCCGGAAGAUCCGUAUACCCUACUUUAUUUGAUUGUGUCAAGGACCUUUUCAAUCGCGUCGAUGAACGCCUUCUCAGUGGCAGGAAGGAGGAUAGUGGUUCGACACCUAUGUUCCUAGACAAGGAACUUGCAUCAACUCUGUUCAAAGAACAUGAGUUUUUGUUCCAGGACAUCGAUCUACCCAUCGAGAGUGUGAGAAGCAAAUUUGCCCAGGCAGUUUUGGCGUACGUCAAAAUCUUGAAGAAGAGUUCUUUGCCACUCGACACCUCCCAGAAGUGUGCGAUCGAGAAGUGGAAGGCCAAUGAGCGGUCUGAAUCAGUUAAAGCUGUCUGGCACGAGAUUCUUGAGCAGGUGUAA